This is a messenger RNA of Branchiostoma floridae (Florida lancelet), 5569 nucleotides long. RefSeq names its product proprotein convertase subtilisin/kexin type 5. Gene Ontology annotation, biological process: peptide hormone processing. The record is from RefSeq and is a predicted model, not a curated record. Gene Ontology annotation, cellular component: trans-Golgi network; Golgi membrane. Lineage: Eukaryota; Metazoa; Chordata; Leptocardii; Amphioxiformes; Branchiostomatidae. Gene Ontology annotation, molecular function: serine-type endopeptidase activity.
GGUCAAAGGUCAUCGCGCGUCCGGGAUGCUGACGCCAUAGAUUUACUCCGCCUGCUCCAGCCUAGAGUUUCUUUCUCCAGCCCACACCACAAGCCGCUAGCUUGGCACACCUACAACAACAGCUGCCUGUGUCAUGAGGACUUCAUCCCACCAAGUUUACCAACUGGUUCAGUUGCUUUAACCUUAAGCUUGUUCUGAAGAAGCCGAAAGUUAGUAGAGUGCAGAGAUUUGUGGUGUUAGUGCCACGUCAGGGAUUUUGUUUGGGGUGUAAAACUUGGUAGCGUUGUUUGGUCCACAGUGGUGCUAGGCCGUCCCGGGACCUGGCCUGUACCAUGCCGCCUGCUAUCGUCGUCCUUGCCCUUUUCACAGCCGCCCUUUGUGCGGUAAACUUGCGGACUGUAGCCGCGGACGGCCCGAGGAUAUACAGGAACGAAUGGGCCCUUCACGUGGAGGGCGGGACUGCGGCGGCGGACCGGCUAGCCUUCAAGCACGGAUUCGUCAACAAAGGACAGAUCGGAUCUUUGGAGGACCACUACUUGUUUGUACACAGGAGGACGUGGAAGCGCUCACUGCGGUCCAGCAGCCACAGACAUGCUUUGUUACAGAGGGAACCAGAGGUGAGAUGGUUACAGCAACAAGUUGUGAAGAGAAGAGUAAAGAGGAGAGUGAAGAGGGUUUACAGCAUGUACCCAUGGGAGCAGAGAGUCCAACACAGCAGCCCCCAGGUGGACAACCCUGCCCAGCAAGACAACCACUGGGACCCACACUUUAAUGAUGAAAAAUGGGACAAGAUGUGGUACCUGCACUGUGACCGCCCUGACUUUGCGUGUCAGUCCUCUGACAUGAACGUGGAGGCAGCCUGGAAGAAGGGGUACACAGGGAAGGGUGUCGUGGUCUCUAUUCUGGAUGAUGGGAUUGAAACGGAUCAUCCUGACCUGGCUGGUAACUAUGAUCCAGAUGCUAGUAGUGACAUUAAUGGUGGUACCCUGGACCCAACCCCCAGAUAUGAGUAUACCAAUGAGAAUAGACAUGGUACCAGAUGUGCAGGAGAGGUUGCAGCUAUGGGAAACAAUAGCUUCUGUAGUGUCGGUGUGGCCUACAAAGCAAGCAUAGGUGGUGUGAGGAUGUUGGAUGGAGAUGUGACAGACUCGGUGGAGGCAGCCUCUCUUGGUCUCAACCCUCAGCACAUCAUGAUCUACAGUGCCUCCUGGGGACCCGACGAUGAUGGCAAAACUGUGGACGGGCCUGCUAAUCUGGCCAAAAAAACAUUUCAAGCAGGGGCCAAAAAUGGUAGGGACGGGUUGGGUUCCAUCUUCGUUUGGGCAUCAGGCAAUGGUGGCCGCACACACGACAGCUGUGGCUGCGAUGGCUACACCAACAGCAUCUACACCAUAUCAGUCAGCAGUGCAUCUGAACAAGGCAAGGUGCCGUGGUACCUGGAACCAUGUGCCUCUACCCUAGCCACAACAUACAGCAGUGGUGCACCACAUGAAAGGAAAGUGAUCACCACAGACCUGAGGAAAGGUUGUACUGAGUCACACACAGGAACGUCCGCCUCUGCACCAAUGGCUGCUGGGAUAUGUGCCCUCGCACUGGAGGCAAAUCCCAUGCUCACAUGGAGAGAUUUGCAGUACAUCGUGGUGAUGGCAGCAAACCCCACUCCUCUGGACAAGGCCACGGAGUCAGCAUACGCCCGCGACCCCCGGAAGGAGAGUGACUUUAUUACCAAUGGAGCCGGGCUGCGUGUCAGCCACAACUUCGGCUUCGGCCUGAUGGAUGCUGGGAAGAUGGUAGAACUUGCGGAAAGUUGGAGGAAAGUCCCAGAACAACAUGUUUGUGAAGAAGACCCAAAUGCACAACAAAGGGCAAUAACAAGGGGUGAGACCAUCAUCGACACCAAAACCACAGGAGGCUGUAAUGGAACAGAUCACCAUGUGAAGUACCUGGAACAUGUUGUGGUAGAGAUCUCCCUGGACCACCCCUGUCGAGGCCACCUGUCCAUCCACAUUACAUCACCAUCUGGUACAAGGUCCACACUGCUGCCUGAGAGGCAAUUUGACUCCUCUUCAGAUGGCUUGAAGGACUGGGCUUUCAUGACAACUCACUGCUGGGGAGAACAGCCAGAUGGAGACUGGAUUCUGGAAGUCAAAGAUCUGGGGCAACAGAAUUGCCAAAGAUAUGGCCUCCGCACUGUGCUGCCUGUUCUGAGGAAGUGGAAGCUUAUCCUGUACGGCACUGCAGAACAUCCGCUGUACAAACGUGAUGAGGAGUCCAGACCUCACACACCACAGACCCGCGAGGAGCCAACAGAUGAAGAAGAAUGUGAGGAGGGAUACUAUUAUGACCGGGACAGGCAGCACUGUCGUCGCUGCCAUGACUCAUGUGCCACUUGUCACGGCAGACACAGCAAGCAGUGCUUGUCAUGCCACGAAGGGGACUACUUUGUGGAGGAUGAGGGAACUUGUUCAGAGGAAUGCGGACAAGGCUAUUACAAGGAUGAGGAGGAGCGAAAGUGCCUGGACUGUAGUGCAGACUGUCUGACUUGUGAGGUCAGUGCUGACCACUGUACCAGCUGUGAUGAGGAGGACGGCCUCAAGCUGUUUGAGAACACCUGUGUGGCGCAGUGCUCCGAGGGCAGGUACAUGGACGAGAAUGACGUUUGUCAAGACUGCGAUGACUCUUGUGAAACCUGCACAGGUCCUGAUGCCACUGACUGUGUGACAUGUGCAGAUGAGGACCUCCUGCAGGAGUCCCAGUGUGUGGAAAGUUGUUCAUCAGGCUAUUUCCAGCAGGAGUAUGAAUGUCUCAAGUGCCAUGCCACCUGUGCAUCGUGCUCAGGGUCGAGAGAUGACCAGUGUCUCACCUGCUCAGGACAUCUGGAGUUGGAUGAGGACACACACAGGUGCAUCACUUCAUGUGAAGAUGGUGACCUGUAUGACACAACCUGUGUAGAUUACUGUGGGAACAGAAGGUAUCCAGAGAAUGGGGAGUGUCACCCCUGCCACCCUUCCUGUCUGGGGUGUACUGGAGGGGAGAUCAACCAGUGUAUCCAGUGUAUCAAAGAUUAUGAAGGAGAGGACCACUUCUUGUACCAGGGCACCUGCCAUGUGACGUGUCCCCCUGGUCUGUAUGGUGACACCACAGACCAGGUGUGUAAGGCAUGCGCACCAGGCUGUAUCGCCUGUGAUGGCCCAGCUGACGACCAGUGCACGCUGUGUGAGGAAGAGAGAGCUCCGACCCAUGGAAGGUGUCAGAGUGAAGGCAGUGAGACAGAAGAGGCAGAAUGUGCAGUAGGAUGCCACUCUUGUGAAGAAGGCCCUGACAUAUGUGACAGUUGUGAUGAGGAUUACUACCUAACUGAGGAUAGCUGUGUAAGAAGAACAGACUGUCCGUCUUUCACAUACCCAGAUGACCAGGAUCGGGAGUGUCGCCCCUGUCAUGACAAUUGUGAGGCAUGUGACGGGCCAAACAAUCAAAAUUGUAACUCCUGUAAAGAGGGAUUCUAUAAGACACCAGAUGGCUGCAGUACAGGCUGUCCAAAUAGGUACUACAAUGAUGAUACCAAUAAAGAGUGUAAACCAUGUGACUCCAGUUGCUUUACCUGCAGUGGCCCUGCAUCCUUCCACUGCCUCUCAUGUGCCGAUGAUGACUUUCUACAUGAAAGCAGCUGUCGCUCCACUUGUCCUGCUGGGUUCAUUGCUAAUGCAGAGUCCCAUGAGUGUGUGGAGUCUAGCUGUGAGCAGGACCAGUACUACAGCAGUGAGACAGGCAGGUGUGAGGACUGUCCCUACAACUGUAGGGCUUGUGACAAUGAUGGAGACUGCACAGCUUGUCAUCCAACCUGCAAGGAAUGUUCAGAUGAGUAUGACGACACGUGUACAGCCUGCAGUGAUGGCUUCGUGCUAACAGACGCCGAUUCGUGCGAGGCAGGUUGUCCCCCAGGACAGUUCCUCCAUCACGGCGAGUGUGACUCCUGUCACAGGGAGUGUAAGACAUGUGACGGGCCUCAUCAUGACAACUGUCUGUCAUGCCAGCCAGGAUCAUAUCUGAACGACCAGCAGUGCUCAACCCACUGUCCAGAAGGUACAUUUGAGGAGACGUAUGAAGAUGACAGUGGGGAGACGGUGCUACAGUGUCGCCUGUGUCACGUCAACUGUAAAACAUGUCACGGGGAAGGGGAGGAGGACUGUAUGGAAUGUGCCAAUGACAUCAAGUACAAACAAGAUGGAAGAUGUGUGACUGAAUGCCAGGAAGGGCACUAUCCUGACCUGACCAAUGAAUGCCAGCAGUGCUCCUCUGACUGUGAAACCUGUGAUGGCCCACGUAAUGACCAGUGUGUGACAUGCCCUUACAACUACUACCUGGUGCAGGGCAAGUGCCUGGAGGACUGUCCUGAAGGGUAUUAUGACACAAUGAGGCAGGAGAAGGAAUGUGGAGAGUGUCACCCCUCCUGUGCCACCUGCAAUGAGGGGGGUAACUACAACUGCCUGUCAUGCCCAUAUGGAUCUAAGCUUGGGGAAGGUGUCUGUUACCCGAUGUGUGAGGAACAUGAAUACUACGUCGAGAAUACUCAGAGAUGUGAAGAGUGUGAUGAUUCCUGCAAGACCUGCCGUGGUAGCACAGCCCAUGACUGCCUCUCCUGCGAAGCCCCAUAUGGAUACCACGCUAUGAAACACCUCUGUACGGCCUGCUGCGAGGAAGGAUCUCCUGAGAAUGAGUACUGCUGCAUCUGUCACGAGUCCACACGAUUGUGUAUCACAGAUAGGGAAGCAGAGGGUGUGCAGUUCUCAUCAGCCGACAGCAUACCCACCAACGUGGCAUACAUCGCUGUGGCAACCUUCAUCUGUGUGGUCAUAGUUGUCCUGUUCUUUGUGGUUUUCGGCUUGUUACAAGCACGCAGCAGCGGGAGACUGUGCUGGGCACACAAGUACCAACAGGUCCCCACUACCAGGUAUGAGAAGAUGAACGACCAUGUGAACAUCCUGUCUCAGGAAGACUUCUAUAACGAGGACUCCCUAUCAGAGGAUGAAAUACACAGCAUUGUCCCGUCUAGACAUUAACACUCAGUCUUGUCUUCUACAGUCCCUUUUGCUAGUUAUGGAGUAUUUUGCAAACUGAAACAUUGAAGUUGAAGACUAGUCAUUUAAGGCUUCAAUUCUUUUUUCCAACCAUGUUGUUCAACAUGUACAUGUAUCUAUCACCAGUAAAGGUGAAUCUAUAUGCAUCUGUGAGCAAUUAUUUACCAUACCUAAGUGUUCCUGACAGAAGCAAUGUAUUCCUGUUCUUUAUAAAUUCACAUCCCAUGCACUCUUCCCUUGUUUAUCUGCCAGAAAAUGUCAGGAAUGUGUUUUACCGUACUCUGAUAAGCCACAUAUUUGUGUGUGUAAUGUUAUUUAGCUACUUCUCAAGAUAGAGCAGAGCUGAUAGUGAUGAGUACUGCUGAAUGGAAAAAAGAUAAGAAAUCUAAGAAAAAGAGAAGAAAAAGUUUUUGGUGCUAAAACAAUAUUGAGGUACAUAACAACAUAACAGUGAAGUCUGGUCCAAAAGCAAUCAAAGAAGCAGGAAUCAG